CUUUAAAGGCAAGGGAGGCGGGGCGAGCCGGGGACUGCCUGAGAUUUGAUACCGUCUGAGAUACCGGCAAACUUGAGCCCUUCCUAAGAAUUGAGCGGCCUCCGGUUCCUCCAGUGGGCCUCGCCCGACGAGCUGAUCCAUACAAGCAGGCAGCGGCGAUGGCGAUGGCUAUUGCAGCGGAUUUUAAAACGAAUGCAGAUCAGGCUUGUAGAGCUGCGGAAGAGUUUGUCAAUGUCUACUAUGAUACUAUUGAUAAAAGAAGACAGAUGAUGACUCGAUUGUACCUGGAUAAUGCGACUUUGAUUUGGAAUGGAAAUGUUGUGAAUGGACAAGAGGCCCUGGGAAAAUUUUUUGAUGCGUUGCCUGCCAGUGAGUUUCAGAUCAAUGUAAUAGACUGUCAGCCUGUUCAUGAACAAGCCACUCAGAACCAAACUACUGUCCUCGUGGUGACCUGUGGGACAGUGAAAUUUGACGGGAACAAGCACCGCUAUUUCAACCAGAACUUCCUGUUGACCGCCCAAGUCAUGCCAAACAGCAUUGUGUGGAAAAUCGCGAGUGACUGCUUCCGUUUCCAGGAUUGGUCAAGUUAGGCCUGGCCAGAAACGGGACUCUCUUGUCCCUGGCCUGAAUGUUCCAGCAUUCUUUCUUUAAAAUGUUUGAAAUUCAUUUGUGUUCUCCUGUUGUCCACCUCAUUUCAGAAGUGCUGUAAACCCAGAGUGCACCAGAGGUGAUGAGUCUUUCAAAACGAUUUAAAUCUCGAGAAUAGCAACUGGUGGGGACACUCUUAAAAGUUUAAGACUGAUCCUGAAAUGCUGACUGUUUACUAUUUGUUAAAAGGGCAACUACACCACGAUAAACUUGAUCCAUCACAAAAACGACUUCCUUCUUGACAUUGUGUCCGACAAUGUGGCCCCCUCAUUACUUUAACAGAUUGGAGCGGGUUAAUACUAUCCAAAUACUCACUUCUUUUCAGUAAAGGCCGCAGAGGAGCCAUCAAAGUCAGGACAAUGGAAACGCUGCUCCUUGUUACUUGCUGGGCUUUAAAAACUACUCACAUGUUCUGGAAAUGUAUACUGUGAAGUGAUUAUGUUCAAAUUGGUUUUCAAUGAAUUACAGAGUUAAUAUUAGAAACCCGUAGAAGCAAACUGUUUUUGAAAUUAAAUGUUGCAAUAAAAGUGUUUGAAAGCACAAA
Molecule: messenger RNA, 1192 nt
Organism: Monodelphis domestica (gray short-tailed opossum)
Lineage: Eukaryota; Metazoa; Chordata; Mammalia; Didelphimorphia; Didelphidae
Gene: NXT2
Product: nuclear transport factor 2 like export factor 2
Biological process (GO): nucleocytoplasmic transport
Source: RefSeq, a predicted model, not a curated record